Molecule: messenger RNA, 2304 nt
Organism: Aspergillus calidoustus
Lineage: Eukaryota; Fungi; Ascomycota; Eurotiomycetes; Eurotiales; Aspergillaceae
Source: the annotation of a GenBank genome assembly
AUGGAUUUGCGCACCAUUAUGAAUAGUGAUGCCGCGGGCUCUUCGCGUCGCCCUCCAUCGCCUCCAUCCCACCGCUCCCCGCCGCAACUCACUCGCAAACCGUCCGAGCCAGUCUACCCUUCACACGACCAGCUUCCACCAUCGUCAUCCUCCUAUCCGGCCGGUUAUCCCAACGGGCCACCACAGCAACCUCCACAGCUCCAGCGCGCCCAAACUUCCCCAGACCGAAGCUCCUCCUACGGUUCGCUACAAUCGCCCUAUCAAUACCACCCUACACCUUCCUUGAAUGCAAGCGCACAGCACCAGCGCGGUCCCAGUCCGCCUCCCGGACCUUAUGGUCCCUCUACCAGACGCGACUCUUUCGCCGCGCCUGUGGCCUACAAUCAUCCACAACAUCAUCAAUCGCAACAGCAAACACCAGUCGCUCCCCAGCGCUCUCAAUCUAUCCAGUCUGUUUUGACCCCUUAUUCCUCCACGUCCCACUCAUUCCCCCAUAGAGAGAGUCCUCCCGCCGCCGCGUCACAACAAUAUCCACCCCAGCAGUUUUCUCCUCCGGCACAAGCCUCGCUUCCUGGUACGCCGCGAGGCUCUGUGGCCGCUCCUUAUCAUCAAUCAACACCUUCAUCCGCGCGCCCCCGGUCCUCAGGCCAUGAUUCCCUAUCGAACCGUGCGUCCAGCCCAUGGGUCGGACAAGAUACCCAGAUGCACAUGUCGCCAACCGCGGUCCCUCGACCCGUGCGGCAUGAUUCAAGGGCGUUCGAACAGACCCCGCGACGGGCCUCGGUUGCGCCCGAAAGGAGGGCUUCCGAUGAGAGUGUCAGCCCGAAGACUGCCUUCUCUCCAGGCGUCCGACGCGGUAGCGUGGCAGGGCACAGUGAGCAGGCCGCCUUGGCGCAGCUGAUUGACAGGGAAAAUGGCGUGGCGGCGCAAGGGAAUCGGAACUUUGGCCAGAAUUCACUUAACCAUCCCGCGUCAAGCGCAGCGCAGAUCAACAGCCCCCCUUCAUCCGGAGGGUUCGUCGCAAAUGAAUCCCCAAAGGCGAGACAAGGGCAGCCGCUACCGCCUAAAGCUAAGUUUGUAACUGGCUCGGGACUGGUCAAUUCGAGCCCUGAAUCUCCCAAACCGAAACGAAGACGGUACAAUCAGCCGCCGAUCUUUGCGCAAAGGACAACCCGCACAAAGGGAAGGUGUCCGAUGAUUCCCAAUCGAAUGCCCCCUGUUCCCAAGCAUAUCAGAAACACACCGCAAAAUCCAUGGCUGGUUCGCCAGCAGGCUGUAUCACGCGCCACUCCACCGCCAACAAAGAUCAAAAGAGAGAACUCAGUCGUUAACGGCCCAUCGGCCCCUUCGACACCUGCGGCGCAAUCGCAACCCUCGGAGCCACCGCAAGUGAAGAGUCUAGGGCCCUGGGAGCCAUCCAUAACUGGAUUCAUACCGCACGAGGAAAUAACUAAGAUAGUAUGCGACUUCUUGUUCCAGCACGUGGUUCUUCGAAAUGAUGCCACGGCGGGUCCUGCUGGCUCAACAGCAGUAGGUCAAGGUGCUAUCAUCGAAAUAGAAGCAAAGCUAGGCAAGUUGAUAGACCUAGAUCGCGGGGAGAGGCUUCAGCUGCCGGUACUCAGCGAGAGUGUCAUCAACCGAGAAAAUUCCCGCAUCCGAACAAGCUUUGAAAGCAGCAUGACACAAGCCCAACAUCGAGCCAUGAACAAUUUCCUUAACGAAGCUGUGAAAGCGUCUAUGCCACAAGCUAACCCCGGCCGAAUUCCCCUCUCAUACGCACACAAGAAGGAACGCGAUACAUUCUACGAAGUCUCUCCCUCCGACCUGCCACCCAUCAUUCGUCAAAAUCUCAAUCCUCGCCACAAGCCCCGAGUUCGAGUCACCGUCGAUCAACGCACAGGGGAAGUUCUCGCCAAAAUCGUGAAAUGCCGCGUCGCGGAUCUUGAUAUCCAUAGUCCGCGCACCUGCGUCGACUGGCGCGUCAGUGUCAACCUCGAAAUGAACUACGACGGCGACAUUUCCCACCUCUCACCCGCAGAUACAGGCCGUGGCGCUAGUGACCGGAAUAAAGACCGCAUGAGCUACCGGCACCUGGCUUAUCAGAUUGAUUUGACUCAAGUCGCUAGGUCCGAGCCCUCCGCAAAAGGUGAUUUCGACCACGAACUCGAGAUCGAAGUCUCAGCUGCUGAAAUCCGCCGCCAAGGACAACUCGCCAUGUCAGGGGACCCGAAGAAUCAAUACGAAGACCUGGUCAAAGGCCUUUUGGAUAAUAUCCGCUUGUUGGCGCGUGCAGUACCCGCUUGA